Molecule: messenger RNA, 13163 nt
Organism: Argiope bruennichi
Lineage: Eukaryota; Metazoa; Arthropoda; Arachnida; Araneae; Araneidae
Gene: btv
Product: cytoplasmic dynein 2 heavy chain 1-like
Exons: 74
Coding region: 259-13086 (4275 amino acids)
Biological process (GO): microtubule-based movement
Cellular component (GO): dynein complex
Molecular function (GO): ATP binding; ATP hydrolysis activity; dynein intermediate chain binding
Source: RefSeq, a predicted model, not a curated record
GCUUUUAUUUAAUUGACAAGUAAAUACUGAAAAAGUAUUAUAUGAGUAUAAUGUAUCAAUGUCGAUAAACAAAUUUGUUAAUUGUGGAAUUUAAAAUCUUGGUUUUGACUUUAGAAAUAUUAUGUAGUUAUUUUGACGCAUGCUCCGAUUCACAAUGAAAUCUAUCCCAGUUUGAAUUCCAUUGAUAUGGUAGAUGAAAUGGAAAACAUACAGCUUAAUUUGUUGUGCAUAAUAGUUCGGAAUUGAAAAUUAUCAAAAAUGCAAACUGGAGACAGUCGAAAAAUUUUUGUAAUAGCAAAUCUACGCGAUUUUUUUGCUAUUGAUAUAUCAGAUUCAAAUAUUAACCGGCUAUUACAUUCUGAUGCCUUAGAUAAUUUCCUGGAUAAUAGAAAUUGUUUAGUAUUAAGCGCCUAUGUUGAUGGUUUUGGAGACAAGCAAGAAAUAGUUCUGUGCAAUAAGGUUGAACCUAAAGGAUCAAGUGAUCGAGUACUAAUAUUUUUUAAAGCACAGCCAGAUAGUAUUACUCCUGAUAAUAUCUUCUCCAAUAUAUUUAUUUCAUCAAUUGUUGACUCUCCUAUAAGCUCAUUUUAUCAUACUGUAAAGGAAGUUUUUGCACCAGUUUUACUAAAAGACGAAAGAUGGAGUAGACAAGUGGAUCCGAAACUUCAAAAUUUAUUAGGUCAUUUAGAGAAUGGAUUAGCAGCAUCUCUAAGAUUAACAGAUACUUCAGUUGAAGAGCCAGCUAAUCGGGAUACACUAUCAAUUAUAUUUACACCUGUAGAUGAAUAUAAAUAUUGGGAAGAAUUGCAAGAAAAUUUACCAACUCCUCAACAAAAAGAAAGAGCCAAAUUUUUCUGUAAAACUCUUCAACCAUUUAAAUCAGCUUUUAAUGCAAUUGAACGUAUGCCUUUUGGUGAAUAUAAAGAUUCUUUAGAUACUGCAUUUAAUGUAUUGGAUGAUUUAUGGAAACAAGAUGAAUAUUCACCCGGAUUUCCUGCCAAUAGAAUGGAAAACUUAAUGGACAUAAUUGGUAAUAAUACAGUUAAUUAUAUUCAGUACAAGAUGCAAGAUAGUAAUUUGUGGACUGGAAAAUUUUCUUUGAUUGAAGAUCAAUUACUUCAAGGUAUAGAUUUGUGUGAAAGCUGGAUAGACUCCUGUCAAAAACUUACUGGUCUCUUCUGGUCUAAUUACUCUCCUCAUCCGUGGAAGAAGAAUGUUUUCAUUCCAUCUUAUUUAGAAAAUUUUUCCAAAAGAUUGAAUGAGAUUCUUCAGCUCAGAAGUGUCCACAGUCAAGUGAAUCAUUUAUUGAAUUCUGAAGAAAAAGCUUUACUAGAAAUCGAUAAAGCUUUGAAACCUCUCUCUAUUCUUAAUCCACUAAAUUACAACCCAUAUACCGAGGCGUUGUGGACGGCAUCUGUUGCUCAGUAUGACCAAAAUAUGCAAGCUGCUAGAAAAAGAGUUGCUGCAAAAUUGCGAGAACAAUUACGCUCUUCUAAAUCUAACCCUCUUCAAUUAACUCAAGAAUUCAAGAGAUAUGAAUCUCUCAUAAAACAACCUGGAAUUCGUGAAGAAUUAACUGCUGAAAGAGAACUAUUACUUGGUCAACUUGUAGAAUAUAUGAAAACAGCUCAAAAGGAUUUUUUGGCUUGUUCAGAAGGCGAUAAAACAGUUAUACCAUUUACACAUUGUGCGCCAGAGUUAAUAAAUGAUAUUAUUUGGAUAAGACAACUGGAAAGCAAGAUCAAAGAAAUUGCGAAAGUAAGUAAAUCUCUUCUCGAUGACAUUGAUGGCUAUCAGAAGUUGGCUGAAGAUAUUCAGAGCCUCCUUCUAGAUUUUCAGUCUUACAACAAAGAAAAGAUUGACAACUGGACACAAGAAAUGUUAGAUAGUCUUCGAACUAGAAGUUUAGGAUUAGACACCGGAAGGCCUGUUAUUUCAUUGAACAAAAAAGGCCAACCUGAAGUUAGUUAUAGCCCUCGUCUAGUCACACUUAUGAGAGAAGUUCGACAACUCAGAGUUCUGGGUUAUAACAUUCCAAACAAGAUUUUGGACAUGGAAGAAAAAGCAAAAAGGCACUAUGCUCAAGCAAAAACGUUGCAACAAAUCGUUAAUUUUUACAAAACUAUUGCUGAUCAUAUGAUUCUCAGCCAACAACCAUUGAUGCUUGAGGCUGCCAGAGCUUUCACCAGAGUAGUUGAUGAAAAGAAUGCCGUAUCUUGGGAUGAUGAAGCAGGCUUGGAUGCUUAUAUUCGUAGACUGCAACAAUCUGUAGAAAGACUUUCAAAAGAAAAUAGAAUGUUGAGGAAGCAGCAUUUUGUUGUUGGAGAAAUGGUUUUAAAGUUGAUGAACACAGAUCUUUUGAGAAUGCAACAGACAUGGAAAGAUACUCUUGUUGAUAUACGAUCUGUAUUUCUCAAAUUACAAGAACAGGGAUUUUCUCCAGAGAAUAUGCGCCCUUGGAGAGCACACUGGGACAGACAACUUUACAAAGCUCUCGAAUGCCAGUAUGAACUUGGUCUAGAAGUACUGAGUGAGCAUUUACCUGAAAUGAGAAUUGAUUUAGUUUAUAGGAAUGGCUGUCUGCAAUUUCGGCCUCCUAUUGAAGAAGUUCGAUCUAAAUAUUACAACCAAAUGAAAAAAUUCAUUUCUAUCCCAAUACUUUUUAAAGGUGUAAAUGACGUUCAAGAAAAUCUCAUUUUUCCAGUCAUUCUUGACAGGAAUGCUUACAGUUUUCUUGAUUUGUAUAGGAAGACAGAAGGAUUGUUCAAGAAGUUAGAAGAUGCAAAAAAUAAAUUCCAGGACUGGGUUGCUCUUGGAUCUAUCAAUAUGGAAGAUUUCGUUUCGCAACAUUGUAUUACAACUGAAGACUGGAAGAGAAAUUUUAAAUCCAUCAAAGCAAAAAGUCAAGAAUUUAGCAAAAUGUCUUUGGACGAAGAAAAAUUUGAGUGCAUUGUUAUUAGCUAUGCUCCUACAAAAGCGUAUGUUGAUUACCUGAUCUCAGAGCUAGAAACCACAAUGAUAAAAUGCUUGCAAAAAUCAGUAACUACAUCAAUGAGUUCAGUGCAAGAAUUUUUAAAUGAUGCCACAGAGACUUUAAUUCGGCAUCCUGAAUCUAUUGAAGACAUAGCUACUGCAAAAAGGAAACAUGAAGAAUUUUUGCAACGUAGAGGCCAAAUACUUAUGGAAUGCAAAGAAUUAGAAGCAAAGAAUGAAUUUCUGAGUAAAUGGUCAAAAAAUGUUGCUGUAGAUCUGAGUGAAAUAAAGCUUUCUUGGGAAACUUUUGAGCAUACAUUAUCAGAUCACCAUGAAAUUGUUCAGCAGCAGAUGGAAAUACUCAAGACAACUGUUUCAUCGCAUUUGAAAAGUUACCUUCUUGAAGAAGAGCGAUUUGCUGCUCGGUGGCAUCAGUUAAAACCUAGAAGUGAUGUGGAGAUAGAAAAUUCAUCUCAGAUUCAAGAUAUUGUCAACUUUUUAAAGGAAAAACGUGUUGAGUUUGAUUCCUUAGCAGAAUCAAACAGGAAACUACUGGAAGACAUUCGUCAUUUUAAUCUUCCAGAACCAAAUUUCUUGAUCGAGGAAUUGCAACAAGACAUCGAGAAAACUGAAGAAAUCUGGUUAACAUACGAUAAAUUUCAUUCUGAGUUGCAAGAAUUUUCUAAUGAAGAAUGGAUUGUAUUUAGAAACAAAAUACAUUUGUUUGAAACGUUUUUGAAUGAUUGGAUGGACAAAUUUAGAAAUGAUGAGUCAAGAAGCGAUUCUACUGCAGUUUCUGUGCGAUUGCAUCAAGAUAUUAUAAGUUAUUUGGACAUUUUGCCUCUUCUUAAAUUUUGCCGUGGUGAUACCUUUUCCAGCCAACAUUGGGGAGAAAUGUUCCGAUUAUUAGAUAUGCCGGCUGUGUCAGUAGACAAACUGGAGUUUGGUCAUUUUCUGAAUGCUAGAGCAUUGAUAAAAGCGAAUGCGGAGGCCUUAAAAAAUCUGAAUGACAGAGCCCAAGGAGAAGUUACCAUCAGAGAAGCCUUGAAUGAAUUAGAUUUGUGGGGUGCCAAAGCUAGAUUUUCAUUAACAGAACAUAUUGAUUCAUCUGGAAACACACUUGUUCUUAUAAAAGAUUGGAGAGAUCUUCUUAAUAAGGUGGGAGAAAAUCAGUGCCUUCUCCAAUCUCUGAAAGAUACUGCUUUCUAUGAACACUUCAAAGACCGUGUGUCAAUUUGGGAUUCUAGAUUGACGUUAUUAGAUCAGUCUUUACAUCAAUUAAAUCUCAUUCAGAGAAAAUGGGUAUAUCUUGAACCAAUAUUUGGACGUGGAUCUUUACCAUCUGAAAGAACUCGUUUUCUAGCUAUAUGCAAAGAAUUCAGGUUUGUUAUGAACAGCAUUGCCCAAGAUGAUAGGGUAAUGUCUUUAAUUUCUAUAUCUGGUCUCCCUAACAUAUUGAACAAUCUCCAAGAUCAACUCACUCGUUGUCAAAGAGCUUUGAAUGCAUUCUUAGAAGAAAAGCGGUCUAUGUUCCCAAGAUUUUAUUUUCUGGGAGAUGAAGAUUUACUUGAAAUUCUCGGUCAGUCUACAAAAGCUACUGUUAUUCAAUCGCAUCUGAAGAAAUUGUUUGCUGGCAUUCAUCACGUUCAGUUUGAUGACGAUUUGACAAGUAUUUUAGCAAUCGUGUCUGCUGAAAAUGAAGUUGUUCAUUUACGGAAACCUGUGCUUAUUACUUCAGAAAUCGAGGUUUGGUUGAAAGCAUUGGCUCAUGAGAUGCAAAGAACUUUGCAGACUUUGCUGAUUCAAUGCUUGGAUCUUAGUAGACAAAGUGAGCAAAGUAUUAAUCCUUUACAGUUUCCAACUCAAAUUCUGUGCCUGAGUGAACAAAUUUUGUUUGCUGAACGGUGUGAAGAAGCUAUUUCUCGCAGUUCAUUGUCAGCAUACUUGAAAGAAUUAGAAUCUCAACUUGAUGCAUAUACAAAUGCAAAUAUGUCUGCUUCCAGGGAAGUACCACUGGUGCGUCUGAAAUUAAAAGCUCUUAUCCUCGACACUAUUUACAACAUCAGUGUUGUCGAGGAAUUGAUUAAAGAUAAAGUACGGUCUACAGAUGAUUGGUCAUGGCAAAAGCGAUUAAGGUUUUAUACAAAAUCUAAUCAAACAGUUGUUGGAAAGAUGGUUGAUGCUGAAUUUGAAUACAGUUAUGAGUAUCAAGGAAUUGCAGCAAAAUUAGUUCAUACUCCUUUGACUGAUAAAUGUUAUCUUACUCUUACUCAAGGUAUGCACAUGGGCAUGGGUGGAAAUCCAUAUGGACCUGCUGGUACAGGUAAAACAGAAUCCGUGAAAGCUUUAGGCUCACUGUUUGGCCGACAAGUUUUAGUCUUUAACUGUGACGAAGGUAUAGAUGUGAAAUCAAUGAGUCGUAUAUUUGUUGGAUUAGCAAAGUGUGGAGCUUGGGGUUGUUUUGAUGAAUUUAAUCGCUUAGAAGAGUCUGUUCUUUCAGCACUAUCCGUGCAAAUUCAAAUUAUUCAAACUGCUUUGAAAACAAAAACCAGAGAAAUCGAAUUGGAUAAUAAAAAGGUUGAUAUUGAUUUUAAUUCAGGGAUAUUCAUAACUAUGAACCCAGCUGGGAAGAAAUAUGGAGGAAGACAGAAGCUUCCAGAUAAUUUAAAACAACUUUUUCGUCCAGUUGCAAUGACCACUCCUGAUAAUGAUUUGAUUGCUGAGGUGCUGCUUUUUUCAGAAGGUUACAAACACUCUAAAGAACUAGGCCGUAAAGUGGUGGCUGUGUUUUCUUUAGCCAAGGAAUUAUUGUCUCAGCAACAACACUAUGAUUGGGGAUUACGAGCUUUAAAAACCGUUCUUAAAAGCUGCGGGGAGCAACUCCAUAUUGCAAAGCACAGUACAUCAGAAAAAGAACCAAUGGAGCUAGACAUAAAUGCAGAAAAUGAACUAGUUGUACACAGCCUACGUACGAACACUUUAUCAAAAUUGACUUACAUAGACAGUAGCCGAUUUGAUGCUCUUAUUCGUGACCUUUUUCCUGGGGUUCAGUUUAGAAACAUUGAUUAUGAACAACUGGCUGAAGCAGUUAAAAAUAGUAUGGCACUGAUGAAGCUUGUAUAUUCUGAAAAUCAAGUUAAAAAAGUGCUUGAAUUACAUGAACAACUUCAACAAAGAAUGGGAGUAGUUGUUGUCGGCCCCAGCGGAUCUGGAAAAUCUACCUUAUGGAAGUUGCUAAUGAAAUCUUUGAUUCUUCUUGGACAGCAAGUGAAAUGUUACAUUGUGAAUCCCAAAUCCAUUCCAAAGCCACAGCUUUUAGGGUACAUUGAUCUGGAUACUCGUGAGUGGCAUGAUGGUGUUUUAACAUUAAGUUCCCGACAAGUGAUAAAGGAGCAAGAUGAUGUUCUUUCAUGGAUCAUCUGUGAUGGCGAUAUUGACCCAGAAUGGAUCGAAUCGCUGAAUUCAGUUUUAGACGAUAAUCGAUUGCUGACCAUGCCAUCAGGCGAAAGAAUUCAGUUUGGUUCAAAUGUUAACUUUUUAUUUGAAACUCAUGAUCUCAGCUGUGCUUCUCCAGCGACUAUUUCAAGAAUGGGCAUUAUAUUCUUGAGCAACGAGGACGUCAAUGUAAAAUCUUUAGUGACUGCCUGGUUACUCCAACAAGAUGAAAAUAAUCGACUUACUAUUCAAACUUUUAUAGAUGAUUACUUUUUUAAAGCUUUAGACUGGGUAUUGAAACAGAAUGAUUUUGUCUUGGAGACCUCUAUAACGGGUACUAUUUUAAAUGGACUUUCACAUCUGAAAAAUUCAAAAAAUAUUUCCCAAUUUGCUGUUAAUCUGAGCAGAGGUUUAGGAAGCAAUUUAAGAAAAUCUUCUCGAGAUGCUUUGAUUCGAGAGAUAUUUUCAUGGGCAAAUCUAAUUAUACCAGACCCAAAUUCUCCAUCUAAUACCUAUUACAAUGAUACAUAUCACAGAUUAGACACCUAUCAUAUGCAGGAUGAAGAGAGCACAUUGUCAGAUUAUGAAACUAAUCAGUUUUCUAUAAUUCAAACUGAAGAUUGCCUUAGAACGACAGAUUACCUUUUUCCAUGGCUUUUAAAUGAGAAAAUGCCUCCUUUCCUUUUAGUUGGACCCGAUGGGUGUGGCAAAAGUACCCUUCUUCGAAACUGCCUUCAACAAGAGCAGACCAUUACAUCUGCUAUGGUGCACUGCAAUGCUCAAACUAAACCUCAUCACGUGUUACAAAAGUUGAUGUCUGUUUGUACAAUCAUAGGUGCGCAAAAUGGCCGUGUAUUGCGCCCAAAAGAAAGUGAACAUUUGGUCCUAUAUCUCAGAGACCUUAGCUUGCCGAAACCAGAUAAAUGGGGAACUUCACAAUUACUUGCUUGGCUGCAGCAGGUACUGACAUACAAUGGAUUUUAUGAUGAAAAUGCAGAAUGGAUAAGUUUGGAAGGUAUACAAAUCGUGGGGUCUGUGAGCAGUGUUUCUUUAGCUGGUCGUCACUCCUUAACUACAAGAUUUACUAGCAGAAUGCAUAUUUAUGCUGUGGACUAUCCAACACAAGAUGAACUUCGAAUUAUAUAUUCCCAUAUCUUAUCACCAGUUAUUCAAAACUCUCUCAAGGAUCAUGCUAUAUGGGGACACGCAUCAAAAGUUCGACAGCUCAUUGGCUCUAUGGUUCAACUUUUAGAAGCACUUCGAGCCGAAUUCACUAGUGAUGUGUAUGGCAACUGUCGUUUUACACCUGUUGAUUUAACACGGUGGUCCUUCUCACUUUUUCGCUAUGAUCUUGUUCAAGAAGCAUUUUCUACCCCAAGAGAAGCUGACGGUUUAUUGAGACCUUGGUCGUAUGAAGCCUGCCGAAUUUUUCGAGACAGACUCAUAAAUAUUACUUCAACUUUAAAGUUCAACAAUAUUAUUUCUAGUAUUUUACGGAAAGAUUGGGGUAUAGCUGAUAUUAGCUCUCUUGAAGGAGUUUAUUAUAUUGCUGGAAAUCAUACAUCUGAAAAAGCGAAAAUGAUUGGAAAAUCUUUAGAGAGACUCUCUUCGGAUGAUUGGCAUUCGAUUGUUCAAAGAAAUAUUAAACUAUACAACAAUGAAGUUCGAGAACUUGAUAUCGUUGUUUUCCAAGAAGUAUUGGAUAAUUUAGCAAAGGUAGAUAGAGUGCUCUCACAACAAAAUGGUUCCUUGCUACUAAUAGGAAUGAAUGGUUCGGGCCGACGCCUGUCAGUUUCCAUCACAGCACACUCACAUCAAAUUCCUAUUGUUUCCCCCAAAGUGAAUCCAAAUUAUGGAAUCAAGCAAUUUUCUAAUGAUCUAAAAACAGUUAUGCAGAUGGCAGGCAUUGAAGGCAAAGAAGUUCUAUUACUUUUAGAAGAUUAUCAAAUGCUUGAUGACGAAUUCCUAGAAUUAAUAGACAGUCUCCUGUCUUCUGGUGAUGUCCCAGGUUUAUACACGCCUCAAGAACUUGAGCCACUUCUGAAUCCUCUCAAAGAUUUAGCUUUGCAAGAAGGCUUUCGUGGAUCUCCUUCCGCUUUCUUUGCGCAACGUAUUCAGAAAAAUCUUCAUAUAUCUUUAAUAAUGGAUUAUACAGAUCCUAAAUUUCUGUAUCGCUGCAAAAGCAAUCCUGCUUUGUAUAAAUCGUGUAAUGUUAUAUGGUUGGAUGAAUGGAAUGAACAAAGCAUGUGUGAGGUUCCCCGUUUGCUUCUAUCUAGUAAAGACUGUGAAGAACUAGAAUCUCUGGGAAAUGAAUUUUAUAAGUAUUUCCUCAAAAUACACAGUCAGAAUUCUCAAAAAAAUCAAGCUCCUCGAAAGUUUGUUGCUUUUAUACACAAUUACAAAAAAAUAUUUUCAUUGAAAUGCUCUGAAAUCCAGACGAGAAAGAAACAUUUAAUGGCUGGUGUAUCAAAACUAAAUGAAGCUCGAUCUUUAGUAGAUAAACUUAAAUCGGAAGCAAAAGAACAAAGUACUUUAUUAGCAGAAAAGCAAGCAGAGGCUGAUGAAGCAUUAAGACUGAUUACAACUAGCAUGUCUAAUACUGGUGAUCAAAAGAUUGAGCUUGAAAAGCUCAAAACUAAAAUUGAAGAAGAAAAUAUAAAACUUUCUAAACGUAAAAAAGAUAUUGACUUAGAACUGAAAGAGAUUGAGCCAAUUGUUCAAGAAGCUAAAUCUGCUGUAGGAAAUAUAAAAUCUGAAUCAUUAUCUGAAAUACGAUCUCUCCGUGCUCCUCCUGACGUUAUUCGAGAUAUAUUGGAAGGUGUAUUGCGCCUUAUGGGAAUUUUUGAUACUUCUUGGGUCAGCAUGAAAAGCUUUUUAUCGAAAAGAGGUAUUAAAGAGGAGAUAUUGGCAUUUGAUGCGCGCAAUAUAUCUCCUGAAAUCAGAGAAAGUGUUGAAAAAUUGCUAAAGAAAAAUGCCGAAUCAUUUGAUUCAAAGAAUGCAAAACGAGCAUCAGCUGCUGCAGCACCACUAGCGGCUUGGGUGAAAGCUAAUGUUAUCUAUUCUAGAGUUUUGGAAAAAAUUAAACCAUUAGAGAAAGAACAAGCAAAAUUGAAACAUAAUUUGGCUUCUACUGAGAAAAAAAUUACUAAACUAAGCACUGCUUUAGAAGAUGUUGAAGAAGAAGUUUCAGUUCUGCGUGACAGAUUAAACAAAUUCACAAAAGAAGCUGCUCAGAUCGAAAUUAAUUUGAAACAAGCCAAUGAAACAAUUGCUUCUGCUGAAACACUAGUUAGCAAAUUGGAUGAUGAAUAUCGAAGAUGGACAUAUCAGUUACAAGAAAUUGAUCAACAGCUGGAGGAAUUACCUAUGAAAGCUCUUUUAGCUGCUGCUUUUAUUACAUAUUUGAGUGCAGAACCUGAAAACAAGAGACGAUCUGUAGUAGAGAAAUGGUGCUCAGAUUUUGGACUCGACAAAUUUUCUUUGGCUCAGACAUUAAGCACAGAGAGAGAACAAUUAGUUUGGAAAAAUGAAGGAUUGCCUUCUGAUGAGCUGUCGAUAGAAAAUGCUAUUUGUAUUUUACAUAAUACUCUAGUCCCUUUCCUGAUCGAUCCCUCUUUCCAAGCUGCAAAUUGGUUGAAAGCAAAUAUGGCUAAUUUUCAACUAGAGGUUGUUAACUGUCAUGAUGCUAACUUCCUGACAUCUGUUGAAAUGGCUGUCCGAUUCGGUAAAACAUUGCUUUUACAAGAUGUGGAUAACAUUCAUCCUGUUCUUUAUCCAUUGCUGAGACGAGAUUUGAUUAAUCAAGGACCAAGAUAUGUCGUUCAACUUGGCGAGAAAGUAGUUGACUACAAUCCUCAAUUCAGAUUGUUUCUGGUUACUAAGUACUCAGAAAUUGAACUCCCGCCUAAUUUUUAUUCUGUUGUAUCAACUGUCAACUUCAGUACUACAAAAGCAGGACUAACUGGACAGCUUUUAGCCACUGUACUGCAGCGAGAAAAGCCAGAAUUAGAACUAAAACGUACAGAACUUUUGCGAAAAGAGGAAGAAAUGAAGUUGCAAAUGACUCAGUUAGAAGAAUCUUUGCUUCAAGAGCUAGCAUCUGCUCGAGGAAAUGUGUUAGAGAAUGAAGAGUUAGUAGCUUCUUUGAAUAGAACAAAAAGUAGCAGCAAUGAAAUUGCCAUUGGGUUGAAAGAAUCUCAUGAUUUGCAAUUAUCAUUAGAGGAGGAAAGAAAGAUGUAUCUCCCUUUGGCUGAAUUUGGGAGUACUCUAUUUUUCUUAAUGACCGAGCUCAGAAAAGUCAAUAACAUGUACUGUUUCAGCCUUGUUUCAUUUUUUAAGCUUUUCAAUCAAGCAUUGGAAACUUCUUUGAGUAAUAAGGAAGCAGGUGGUAGAAUUGGAAAGCUUAUCAAAUCGUUACAAAAUAUAGUGUUUGAAGCAGUUUCAAGAUCACUGUUUAAAGCUGAUCGUCUCACCUUUGCUCUUCAUCUUAUCCAUGGCGUCUUUCCCCAACUAUUUGAAGAACAGGAAUGGGAGGCAUUUACAGGAAUUUUGAUGACAGAAGCAAAAUUUGAUCCUGAGGAUCUAAAAGCAUCUUUACCUUCUUGGGUUGAAGAGGAGAGAGGAAUUGCAAUAGCUCUACUGAGAACUACUUUUCCUCAUUUGUUUAGUGUACUUCAACUCUCAGAUGCGAAACUUUGGGAAAACUUUUCAAAAAGUAGUCAUUGCGAGCAGGAACUGCCAAAUGUUGUUUCCUCAAAAAUAAGCAUUUUCCAGCAACUUCUUCUUGUACAGGCGUUGAGACCAGAUCGAUUAUAUAGUGCCAGUGCUCUCUUUGCUAGUAGAGUUCUAGGUCUCAAAGAAUUAUUUCCCCAAGCUGUUAACUUAAAAAAUUUGCUAAAAACAACUUCAAAUCAUGAGCCUAUUCUGAUAAUUAUAUCUGCUGGUGUGGAUCCUUCUCAAGAACUUUCUGAAUUGGCGUCUUCUGUUGUUGGAGCUGAAAACUAUGUUCAAGUUUCUAUGGGUCAGGGACAGAUAGAAGUGGCUACUGAAAACUUGAAAUUAUGUGCAACAGAAGGGCGAUGGCUUUGUUUAAAAAAUUUACAUUUGGUUACCCACUGGCUACCUACUUUACUCAAAGAAAUUUCCUACUUAAAACCUUUACCAAAUUUCCGUUUGUGGUUGACAUCUGAAGUUCAUCUCAAUUUUUCACCUGUGCUUUUAGAGAUGUGUGUUAAAGUUACUUAUGAGGCCCCUCCUGGUGUGAAGAGAAAUAUGCAACGAACCUAUGAUUCCUGGACUCCAUCAUUUGUGUCAAAAGGAGGAAGUAAUCUUCGUGCCAGAACUCUAUUUGUGCUAUCUUUCUUUCAUGCUGUUCUACAAGAAAGACGAUCUUAUAUUCCACAAGGUUGGACGAAAUUUUAUGAGUUCAGCUCUGCAGAUUUACGAGUUGCAGCAGAAGUCAUUGAUAGGAUUUUCUUGAAUUCUGAUCAGAAAAUCCAAUGGGAGUAUGUGCAAGGACUUUUUGAAACUGCAGUUUAUGGAGGGCGAAUAGAUGUCAUAUUUGAUUCGCGAGUUCUGUCAUCAUAUUUAAAAGAAUAUUUUGAUAACAAAGUAGUGAGUGGAAGUGGAAAAAAACCUUUAGGAGGAAAACUGUCAGUUCCUGCAUCUGUAGAUUACAAAGAACAUUUACAAGCAAUACGUAGUUUACCAGAUUCAGAUGGACCAUCCCUUUUUGGAUUGCCAGAAAAUAUCGAGAGAUCUGCUCAGUGCACUUCCAGUCGUAAAAUGAUUGACCAGUUGAAACGUCUGUUAAGACCAAUUGAAAUAGCAGAUAAAUUCGAUGUGCAUCGGUGGAAUGUUGAACUAUCACCAAUUCUUGUACUUUGGAAAAAAUUGAAUCAGGGAUCAAACAUUAUUCAUUUGCAACUAACAGCACCUCAGUUUCAUCAAAUGGCUGAAGAACCCCCUAUACUUUCUUUUAUUCGACUAGAAUAUUACUCAGGAGUGAGACUUGUUCAAAGUGUUCACGCAUCUUUGGCAUCUAUAAGUAAGGUUAUCAGGGGAGCCAUUCUUUUGACUGACGAAAUACAUGCACUAGCUACUUCACUUCUGAAGCACGAAACACCAAGUCUUUGGCAAAAGAAAUGGGAAGGCCCUGAAGAUCCAUUGUCUUAUCUUCGAGGAGCUAUGCGCCGUGCUCUGGCCAUUCAAAUGUGGUUGCCAAAAGCAGAGUCAGGAGACCUUUUAGAAGAAAAUCUUGAUCUAUCUCACCUUUUUCAUCCUGAUACUUUCCUAAAUGCUCUGAGGCAACAAACUGCAAGAGAAUGCCACGAGUCAAUGGAUAACUUAAAAUUUGUAUGUACUUGGAAGGGUAAGAUUCCUCAGGCAAAAUUAAGCAUAACAAUAACAGGAAUAUAUUUAGAAGGAUGUCUCUUCAACGGACAACAACUUUCUGACUGUCACCAUGACUCACCAGUAGUGUCACUUGUCCCAGCUUUUACUGCUGCUUGGAUACCAAAGGAUUCCCCAUCACCUUACAGAGAAGAUGAAGUAAUAUUUCUUCCAGUUUAUUUCACUUCAGACAGAGAGCAGAUUGUGACCUGUAUCCAAUUACCUUGUGGUGAAAAUCAUGAACACUGGGUGCAGACAGGAGCUGCCUUAUUCCUUAAGAAUAGUUAAGGUUAUUGCAAAUAUAAUUUAUAUGUGUACUAGUCAUUUCACACAUUAUAAAAUAAAGCAUAUAUUUUAUUAAAAUA